Limulus polyphemus (Atlantic horseshoe crab) is the source of this 2475-nucleotide messenger RNA. Its product is annotated as muscarinic acetylcholine receptor DM1-like. NCBI's taxonomy places the organism in Eukaryota, Metazoa, Arthropoda, Merostomata, Xiphosura, Limulidae. Gene Ontology annotation, biological process: adenylate cyclase-inhibiting G protein-coupled acetylcholine receptor signaling pathway; G protein-coupled receptor signaling pathway, coupled to cyclic nucleotide second messenger; chemical synaptic transmission. Gene Ontology annotation, molecular function: G protein-coupled acetylcholine receptor activity; G protein-coupled serotonin receptor activity. Bases 555 to 2282 code for a protein of 575 amino acids. The record is from RefSeq and is a predicted model, not a curated record. The transcript has 2 exons. Gene Ontology annotation, cellular component: plasma membrane; synapse; dendrite.
UGCUUUACAUAGUUCAGUGUUCUAGCAGCUUUACGUUGCUUAUUCUACCCACGUCUGAAAAACACUACUCCCGCCUUCUCUUCCCAAAUAAACAAGCUGAUUAGCUCUGUAGUUUACGAUUCUUUAGACAAAACCCGAGGCAGGCAGAAAGCAAGUAAACACAGAUGUAGCCUCUAGUGACAGAGAGUGGCCUUCUCUCCCAUCAAGAAUAAGGUUGCAGGCCUUAUUCUUCUUAUCGACCGCGAUGAUUCUGCUCCGUCGACUGAAAAUAGUGUACUAUGUGUAAUACCCUGAACUUGGACAGAUUACAGAAAGAAGUUAUUUGUUUCCGUACUUUUUGUCUUAAUUAUAAAAAGUGCAGUAAUUUUAACAGAUGAGAAGAGAUUUUGAUGAUGUCGACGAAAGGCCAUUCAGCUCUGAACAAACUGUUGAACUUUGAGAAAAGACCAUGUUUUCAGUGUUCUUCAUUUAACCAGGGAUCAGCGUAACAGUUGGUUAGAUAUUCAUAAAACAAACUUGAUCUUUCAAUCCUCUAACAUUCCGAGACUCCUGGCAUGUACUCUGACAGUAAUGUAUCUUGGUUUUCCAACAUUACUGAAUUUAGUUUUGGAGUUUCCGGCUCUAUAGACAAAGCUUCCUAUUCAGUGUCAGAAGUUAUUUUAAUUGCUAUUGUAACUGGAAUUUUAAGCCUAGGCACUGUGGUGGGGAAUAUAAUGGUUAUGAUAUCUUUUAAAAUGGAUAAACAACUUCAGACCAUCAGUAAUUACUUUUUGCUUAGCCUAGCAAUUGCAGAUCUCUGGAUUGGACUCGUUUCCAUGCCCUUGUUCACCAUGUACACUCUGUUAGGCUUCUGGCCACUAGGAUCAAUGAUUUGUGAUACUUGGUUAGCUUUUGACUAUCUGAACAGCAAUGCUUCUGUUCUAAAUCUGCUAAUAAUUAGUUUUGACAGGUACUUUUCUGUUACACGACCUUUGACUUACCGAGCAAGAAGAACAACAAAACGUGCAGCUUUCAUGAUCGCUUGUGCUUGGGUUAUAUCUCUUGUCUUGUGGCCACCUUGGAUUUAUUCAUGGCCCUAUAUAGAAGGUCAGAGAAAAGUGCCAGAAGAUGAGUGUUUCAUUCAGUUUCUCGAGACCAACCUUUACAUCACCUUCGGUACAGCCAUUGCUGCUUUCUAUCUACCUGUAACUGUGAUGUGUGUACUUUACUGGCGAAUCUGGAAGGAAACAGAGCAGCGUAAAAAGGAUUUAACUCAUCUUCAAGCUGGACAAAAGGAUGUCAGAAGAAAAUCGUCAUCUAGCGACUACCCUGGAGAAGAAGAUGGAUGUCAACGAGCACGAAGUGACUCAUGCAUAGCUAUUAAAGCUAAUUAUGUUUCAACUUCUAUUUGUGUCGAGCCACCUAUCUACCCUCAAGAAAAAUCUCGCCCACAGAAUAUUAAAGAACUCUUGAUGACCUGGUGUAAGAUCGAUCGAGAUCCAGAUGGUCAAGAUGAGAACAGCACUAGUCACGAAUCACCGGGAACUGUUACACUUUCUUCUACAGAAACCCCAGUUCGAUCAUCACGUACUACAUCAUUAACAUUUCAGCCUUGCCAACAAGUUUUACGUUGUGGAGAUAGAGGAUUUACUCUUAUUGAUCAAAAUAGACCUCGCAGAUCUGAAAGUACGACUGCUUUAUCCGAUCUCCCGUCAUCACAUCGUUCCUUUUCAUCAGAAGCAAUCUAUAUCAUCCUCAUUCGACUCCCUACCCAGUCAUCUGUAGAAGGCGAGGGUGAGUCUAAGGCGUCCAUCAAGAUGAUUCUAGAAGAAGGUGAAAAGGCCAAAAUUAGCGCGCAACCAGUUCGUGCCUCUGAAAGCCUGGAAAUUCUAACCGCUCAGCGUCCAGCCAGUCUGGGAUUGAGACCAAACGCUUUGUGUGUCUCAGAAUCAGCACUUGAAACAAUUCGUUUCUCGCUAAACACGAAAAUUAUUCACAAACAAAUAGCAAAGCAUCGAGUGCCUAUGAAAAAACGAAAGCAACAAGAGAGAAAACAAGAAAAGAAAGCAGCUAAGACUUUAAGUUCUAUCUUACUGGCAUUCAUUGUAACAUGGACACCGUACAAUGUGCUAGUUUUAGUGAAAACUCUGUCUCCAUAUGCUGACAAUGAUUGUAUUCCAGAAGGUUUGUGGAACUUUGCUUAUUAUUUAUGUUACAUAAAUAGUACAAUUAAUCCAAUGUGUUAUGCUCUCUGUAACGCUAAUUUUAGAAGAACUUAUAUUCGUAUUUUAUCAUGUAAAUGAUAUAAUAAAAAGGAAAAUAUGACUAACAGGUGAUAAUUCCGUUGAAAUACGUAUCCUGACAUAGCUUGUUUAUAGAGUUAGUCAAUCAGAUUCUGUUUUUUUUCCUAUUGUUCAUUUUAUGGAAGUUCUUUAACUAGUGUUACUUGGCCCAAAUGAAAAUUGUCUGUUUAUGCAAUUUUCCAAAUAAUUAUAA